Cheilinus undulatus (humphead wrasse) is the source of this 2385-nucleotide messenger RNA. It is a transcript of the gene cep76, whose product is annotated as centrosomal protein 76. Bases 196 to 2187 code for a protein of 663 amino acids. The transcript has 12 exons. Lineage: Eukaryota; Metazoa; Chordata; Actinopteri; Labriformes; Labridae. The record is from RefSeq and is a predicted model, not a curated record.
ACGGUUGUUUUGUUUCUAUGGAUUUUUCUUGUCUGAGCUGUCAUACAUGCUAGCUUUUUUUUCUGUGACAAAAGUGUAUUGUUGAAUUAAAUUUUUCCAAAACAACAAAACGACAGAUAUUAAUCGUUCUUGUUAGCACCCUGUUAGCUACGCAGCUAUUGGCAGUCUUAGUAGAGCAACGGCUGAUCCACUGUAAUGUCUCUGCCUCCAGAAAGAGCCUCCGAGCUUAAACAAGUCAUUCGCAACCAUCUGCUCAAGAUUGAUAUCCAUGGGAAAAUCCGGGAGGUGCUGGCAGAGACUGUGAAGGAUAGUCAAGGUUCAGCACAUCAGCUGUCUGAGGUGGAUUUCUUGCGUGCGCUGCAGAGAAGGGGAAUAAUUGAUGACGUGAUGGAGGACCUACACUUUCCCAAGGAUGGGGAAUAUUUAGAUGCAGAAAUAGGAUCUCCUCCAAGGCCUGCUACCCACUUUGUUGACAAGAGUGUAACUCAGUUAGAAAAAACAGACAUUGACCCAUCAAGGAGGUAUCUCUAUCUCCAAGUGCUUGGUGGUAAAGCCUUUCUGGAGCACCUCCAGGAGCCAGAGCCUUUGCCUGGGCAGGUGUGCUCCACAUUUACACUGUACCUGCACUUCCGAAACCAGAGGUUUCACUCCAAACCAGUACCAUGUGCCUGUGAACCAGACCUUAAGGAAGGCUUCCUCCUAGAGAUCCACAGAGAGGGUACAGGAAAAGGCAGCACGAUGGCAGAUCCAACAACCAUGCUGUCAAUGUGUGACCCAGUUCACUUAGUUCUUAUUAAGACAGACACCUCCAGUCAGACAACGCUGGUCUCGUCCUACUUCCUGGACUGGAGGAGAGUCCUUAGCUCACCCAGUGGGAAGACCUGCUUUGCUGUGGAGCUGAUGGGAGUUGGGAGUGAAUGUAAAGUCCCAGCUGGUGUUUUGACUGUUAGUCUGGAGCUCUACCCUCCUCUCACAGAGACGCUGAGCAGUGACAUCAUCAGCACACAGAAAUCACUUGAGAAGCAGAGGACAGAGGAGAAGGAGAGGCUCUUUUUGGUUUAUGCUAAACAGUGGUGGAGGGAGUUUCUCGAAAUACGCCCAUCACAUCAAUCUAAAAUGGUCAAAAUCUUUGCACAGGAUGAGAAUGGCAUCAACAGGCCUGUGUGUUCUUACGUACAUGUCCUCAGGGCAGGCCGGCUCCUUGAGAGCCCUCGACAGGCAGCCCGCUUUGUCAGCCUCCUGCCUCAUGAGAAGGCUCCCAUGAUUGGAGGAGGAGGAGGCAAACAGGAGCAGUGGUGCACAUUAAUGUCUUUCCUGUGCAGAGGGAAGGGGGACUGUGAAGACCACGCCACCCUGCUGUGCAGCCUCCUGCUGGGCUUCGAACUCGAUGCCUAUGUCUGUGUGGGAACUAAAAACAAGGGAACUCCACACACCUGGGUCCUGACUCGUGGGACUGAUGGGAGCAUCACUUUCUGGGAAAGUCUGACAGCACACAGAUACCUGCACCGGCCCAUAGACCCUGACGCCCCACCUCUGGCCCCCCAGCCCAAACCAUCCUCCCCCUACAGGACUGUGGGCUGCGUGUUUAACCACCAGACUCUGUUGGCCAACUGUCAGCCAUCAGACGCUGUAGAGCUUUGUGUGUUUGACUUCCAGAAUCAGUCUCGGUGGAAGGCGAUGAGUGAAGAGGCUCUGGCAUCUGUCUGUGCUCUGGGCUCCACCACCUCCCUGCCCCCUCUGCCUCCUCUCUGUGCCCCGUCUCUGGAUCCUGCUGCUGCCAGCAACCAGCUAGAGCUGGAGAUGCGCUUCCUGGUCUCUGAGCACAGGAAGGACCUGGACAUGGCAACCGUGUGGGAUGACCGCCUGUCCUACCUUCUGUCCUCUGCACUCUCAGCUUAUGAGCUGGAGCGCUGCUACGGCGUCUCGUGUGGCAACGAGGAGUUCCAGGAUGCAGUAAGGAGGGCCGUGCCGGAUGGACACACCUUCAAAGGCUUCCCCAUCCACUUCCUUCACCGCAAUGCUCGUAGAGCCUUUGCUACCUGCCUCAGGUCUCCAUUCUGUGAGGAGAUAGUGAAUUGUCGUGGCGACCAUGUGAGGCUUGCAGUCCGUGUUCGGGUGUUCUUCUAUCCUGAGAACGCGUGUGCAGUGUGGCUCAUGUUUGCAUGUAAAUACCGCUCUGUCCUCUGACCAACACAAACCCAACACCCACCAGAUCAUGUUGCACUUUUGAUGAAUUUAGAAACCUUUAAUACCUUCCAGGUCUGGUUUAUGUGGAUUUAUAUAUUUACAUGAGCAGACCUGGACCCACAGUGUGCCUACAUUAGAUGCUGUACUCUGACUGCUGUGAUGCUGAAGAUUUUAUGAUUUUAACCAUUUAUUUGUAUA